Cantharellus anzutake is the source of this 2775-nucleotide messenger RNA. RefSeq lists its product as uncharacterized. Gene Ontology annotation, molecular function: protein binding. The transcript is spliced from 14 exons. NCBI's taxonomy places the organism in Eukaryota, Fungi, Basidiomycota, Agaricomycetes, Cantharellales, Hydnaceae. The record is from RefSeq and is a predicted model, not a curated record. Bases 84 to 2534 code for a protein of 816 amino acids. Gene Ontology annotation, biological process: proteasome-mediated ubiquitin-dependent protein catabolic process. Gene Ontology annotation, cellular component: GID complex.
AGGCCGUUGCAACAUAUCUAUGUAAUCGGCAUUCUUUUGAUGAGGAUCAAGAAAAACCUCCAAUUAAGAGACGACAGACUACCAUGUCCCUGGCCGAUACGGACACUCCUGAUAACAUUGCUCAUGAGAGACAUGUGAAGAAGAAGGGCGUAGCAAAGUUCGAAGAGUUCGAAAAUUUCGGAGAGACUUUAGACAUGAGCAUGAGGAAGCUUGUUCAUGUGAUUCGCCAGGUCGAUUUCAGCAAUGAAGUCCCUGCCCGCGCAUUCGAGGCCUGUGUGGAGCUCCACCAAUUGUUGCAUUUAUUUCGUGAGAAUGCAUCAUACAUAUACGAGCCAAUUGAGCGACGCGUUCAACACCCCAUCCGACGCCCCCGCCGGUUCGAACGUCAAAAUACAUUUGAUACCUGGAGAACCCUGGAGGUUGAAUCGAACAUUAUCUUGGUUUCAGACCUCCACGCAAUUCCUGAGCGGUUGGUGGAAUUCGGAAACGCCAUACGGCGACUACUUGAGGCGAUGUGUUCUAUCCCUGAAUUUGAUGGGGAAGGCUUGGAUAGCCCCAUCUUAGCAUUUUGUCAAGAUCUAGGAAGUUGGGCAAAUAGCCUACAUAGCUUCGAACCAGAUCAAUUCAAGACCCUUGCCAUUCAGAGAUAUGUUCACCAGCUGACUGAUGAGCUUUCCAAGCAUUUCUUCCGCUUGUCGAAGGCGGUGAAUUUCUUCAUCGAGUUUGAUGUGGAGGCAAUCAGGUCUACCCAGAAAGCUCUUUCGGCUAGAUACCAAAAUUUAUCCACUGUUUCUACUUUCUUUUGCGCUGUAGCUGCCACUUCGUUACAGUAUUCUACGUCUUUGAACCACCGGAAGCUUGGAAACAUGGUUAAUCAGCUCUGGGUUCUAGCUCUCGUGUUCUCCCUGGCAGCGACGAUAAAUAGCCAACUGCAGUACCAUUGGCGGCUACCAUCUUCAUUUUGGGCAAAACCGAAGGCCACGCAGUGGAGCGCACAGACGUCGGUGGUGUUCCUCAUAUCAGCUGUUGCAACGUACCUGGCAGGCCUAGUGUGCUAUACGUUUGCUCAGUUCCCAACGACAUUUAUCCCUGCUAUAUCAACCGCUUCCGUUUCCGUUUCUCUCUUGGCACUGCUGCCCAUAUGGUCUUAUGUUUUUAGCAGGAAUGCUAGAGCGGGUACAUCACUUGCCAUACCCGAACUUCACAUGAUGGAGCCACUAGAGCUUGAAGCAGACCACACCUACCUGCAGCCCGAUGACGAUCAGACUGAUGCCGAAAAGGGGCGACCCGACGGCGAUAUCCCUCUAGAACCACGGACUACAAGACCUAUCUCAAGGUUCAGGGAUAUUGCAAAUAAGGUGAUGACGAUGAACAAAGUCUCUCGAGCGUUCUCUAUUCAGGACGCACAAACAGUCUUACCCGCCCAUAGGCGCGGAUCCCUUCUGACCGCCAUGCGUGCCCUCCCAGAGUUUCGUACUAUUAGGCAUCUUCGCCAGGAAGGAAAUCGGAUUAGGCACGUCAGGUUUAGUCCGGAUGGUCAAACUAUUGUUUCAUGUGGUGACAUUUCUGCGACGCUUUGGAACGUGGAAACCGGGAACGAAACCCAUGAACUGGUCCAUGACGCGCAAGAAACUAUUCUCCAGUUGUUGUGGUCUCCGUCCGGAGACUAUCUACUUACGCGAACAGCACGGAAACUAUAUCUUUGGGAUCCGAACGCGGGCACAUUGAGAAAAAAAAUUGAUCGCGAGGUCAUGAUACAUUCCGUCUCCUGGAUGCCUCGGGUGAAUGCGUUCGUCUCUGUCGAGGGAGUCCAAGUACAUAUUGUGAAUCUAGAUGGAAAAAUAACUUCAAGCUUGCGUAUUGACGGAGGUUACACUGUGAAGGAUGUUGCUGUUACUCAUGACGAAGAAAAGCUCCUUGCGGUGGCUGUUGGGGGGUACCCCAAGGGCACUAGCACAAGAUCUGCUGGCAACUUAACGUCAAGUGUCUGUGCUAUAAUCAGUCUCGCGGGAAAUACGCUCAAACGAGUCGAGACGUCAAUACACGGUUUAAUGCACGAGCCAAAAGAAAUUACAUUGUCUGAAGACUCGAAAUAUGUCAUGAUAAACUAUACCAGGAGCCCAACACAGUUAUUCGCUCUUGGCCGGAAAGACAAAGGAUGGUGCCUGGACUUCAAAUGUAACUACGUGUUGGAAUCCCAUGAACGUCUAGCAUCCCCUAGUCAGUUUGGUACUUGCAAUCACGAAGGGACCAAACAUGACGUUGUUUUUGGGAUAAGUCGAACUGAGCAGACAUCAAGACAGAGGCCAAACGUUUAUAUGUGGGAUCGUGAUACCGGCCGUAAGAUGUACUGCCAGCACCCGCAUGGGAUUGACGAUUUUAGUGGAAUCACGUUCAACCCCUCGGGGAAGUUCUCUUUCGCCACGAUUUCCUAUGCAGACGAGGGUCACAUACGAGUAUGGGAGGCCUACUCAGGAUCCCCCCUGGUGACACCAAUAGCUCAAAGUCCCUCGCCCGUCCCUUCGCGCCCAUGAUGAUCAUUACGGGGAUUAUCUACACUCUUCGCUUCAUGACUCUAACAACUGACGGACUGGUGACUUGAAUAGCCCAAGAGGGUGUCUUCAAGGAUUGGCUGGGACAUGAACAUUAGUAUGCAUAAAAGGACGUGUACAUCUUUAAAUGGGCACUGGACAUGUACACUGAUAUGUAGAUGGGACAUUGACUGGUCCCUGUUUGCUUCAUAAUAUAUCGCGCGGCUGAGUGCCUGCAGCAGAC